Darwinula stevensoni is the source of this 1408-nucleotide messenger RNA. The record is from the annotation of a GenBank genome assembly. NCBI's taxonomy places the organism in Eukaryota, Metazoa, Arthropoda, Ostracoda, Podocopida, Darwinulidae.
GAGGAAAAUCAUGGCUACAGCAGAAUAUGGUGUAAUACAAGCAGCAGCAAUUCCCGAGCGUUAUGCACGGGGCUGGCAUAUGUUGGGGACAUUAGACAAAUUUAGUGACGGCAAGCCUCAUAAGAUUGAGGCUUUUGGAACAAAGCUUGUUGUUUUUAAAGGGGAAGAUGGCAAAAUCAACAUUUUGAAUGCUUACUGCGUACACAUGGGCGGUGAUCUUUCUGAAGGUUUUGUCAAAGGUAAUGAUGUGGUUUGUCCUUUCCACGCAUGGGCUUGGAACGGCGAAGGCAAAUGUACUGACAUUCCUUAUUGCAAACGCAUCCCUCCAAAAGCUAAGACGAAAGCUUGGCCAACUCUCGAAAAAAAUGGCUUAUUAUUUAUUUGGAACGAUCCAGAAAAUUUACCUCCCGACCCAGAAGUUGAGCCUCCUCAGAUGCAAGCCUGUAUUAACGGGGAAUGGAUGCCUUGGGAAAUGAUUUCCUGGAAAAUCAAUAUUAACUGUAGAGAACUUGUCGAUAAUGUCGCUGAUAUUGGUCAUUUUGGCCCAGUACAUGGUGCGCCUGUAAAAUAUUACGCUAAUGUGUUUGAAAAACAUAUUGCAACACAAGUUUUGGUGGCAUCGUCUGAACGUUUAGCCGAGGAUGGUAUUUUACAAACCCGUGCCACCUAUUUUGGGCCCGCCUACCAAAUUACUGAAAUGACUGGACAAAUGGGCGGAAAUCCCAUUCAUGCGUUGUUAUUAAACUCUCAUGUGCCUAUCGAUAAUAACAGCUUUAUGCUCAACUUUGGUGUGAUGGUCAAGAAAUAUCCAGGAAUGAGUGAAGAGCAAAACCGUGAAAUUGCCAGAGCAUAUGUCAAACAGUCUCAAGACGCUUUUGCUGAAGACGUAGCCAUUUGGGAUAACAAAAUUCGUAUUGACAAUCCUGUCUUGUGCGAAGGUGAUGGGCCAGUUUAUCAAUUACGUCAAUGGUAUCAACAAUUUUAUGUGGAUCGUGACAAGGUUGACCCUGCAUUAGCAGAAAAAAUGGUCUUUCAAAAUACCUACACAGAAACCGAUUUAAAACCUGAUUUAGAUCACGAGUAUAGUGUUAUGACCCAUGUGGUAAUCGAAAACUGCAUCAAAUGUCGUUAUACCGAUUGUGUGGAUGUUUGCCCAGUUGACUGCUUCCGCGAAGGCCCGAAUUUUCUGGUAAUUGAUCCGGAUGAGUGUAUUGACUGUGCCGUUUGUGUUCCUGAAUGCCCUGCUGAUGCAAUUUUGGCCGAAGACAACUUAGAGCCUGAGCAAAGGAUGUAUAUUAAGCUCAACGCUGAGCUUUCACGUGACUGGCCGCGCAUAUCUGAGUCUAAAGAAGCCUUACCCGACGCGGACGAAUGGAAAGACAAACCUAACAAAUUAGAGCUACUCGAG